This is a messenger RNA of Pelodiscus sinensis (Chinese soft-shelled turtle), 3918 nucleotides long. It is a transcript of the gene STAMBP, whose product is annotated as STAM binding protein. Lineage: Eukaryota; Metazoa; Chordata; Testudines; Trionychidae. Gene Ontology annotation, molecular function: protein binding; metal-dependent deubiquitinase activity; K63-linked deubiquitinase activity. Gene Ontology annotation, biological process: protein K63-linked deubiquitination. The record is from RefSeq and is a predicted model, not a curated record. Gene Ontology annotation, cellular component: cleavage furrow; endosome.
GGGCUGCCCCCCCCAAGGGAAAACCGGGACAGGCGGCAGUUCGGGCCCCCCAGCCUGGGGGCUUGCUCCUGUGCCUGCCCCGUGCCUGGGCAAGCCUGGCGAGAGAGCAGGGAGCCGGACGCGACCUCUUGCAGCCCCGGGACAAACCCCUCGCCUGCUCGUGGUGGGUGGCUCCGGAACUGUAGCUCAGUGGGGCAGGGGCGAUUCACGUGCAGGGGAGGGAGGCUUUCAGUGAAUUGAGACUCCUCCUUUGGCAAAGUUGGAUGAAAGACCUGAUCUAUCGGCAGCUCGCAAGGUGCUGAUGGGAAUUAGACCACUAGUGACUUCACUCUAAGUAGAUGCUGAGCAGGAGAGGGACAGAUGGUUCCUCUCUGCUCCUGAACAGUGAUCUUCCCUUGUUCUGGUGUGAUGGAGCUCAGCCCUGAGCAGCCUUAUGGCAUUAGGAGGAUGCAAGAAACCAUAAUGCAGUGAUUGUGGCAGUCUCCUUGCUGAGGGAUUUACAGGAUGUUACAGAUUCAACACUAUGAUUUCACUGAAGGUUUAACCCAUAAACUGUCUAAUUCCCAGUGGGUGAUCCCUGGAAACUGUCUGCUUUUAGUAAUUCAGGUGGCUGGCCCUUUCUGCUCUCCAACGGGGUGAGGUCUCCAUCAACAGGAAGGUGACACAGCCCAUUGGCCCUUAUGCCGGACCACACAGAUGUCAGCCUCCUUCCGGAGGAGCGCGUCAGGAGACUGACCCAGUUGGGGAGCUCUGUGGAGGUGAAUGAGGAUGUCCCGCCACGACGGUACUACCGCUCUGGGGUCGAAAUCAUCCGCAUGGCGACAAUUUAUUCCGAAGAAGGCAACAUUGAGCGCGCCUUCAUACUGUACAACAAGUAUAUCACGCUGUUUCUAGAGAAGCUGCCGAAGCACCGUGAUUACAAAACCGCCGUCCUCCCUGAGAAGAAAGACACGGUGAAGAAACUCAAGGAAGUGGCGUUCCCCCGCGCGGAGGAGCUGAAGAAGGAGCUGCUGCAGAGGUACAGCCGGGAGUAUGCGGAGUACAGUGAGCGAAAGAAGAAGGAGCAGGAGGAGUUUUCCCGUAACCUGGCUCUGCAGCAGCAGCUAGAGGAGGAGAGGCAAAGAGUCGCCCAGAUGAAGCAGCAGCAGGCGGAGCAGGAGCAAUUUCAUGCCUUCGAGGAGCUGAUCCGACGCAAGGAGCUGGAGAAGGAACGGCUGAGAAUCCUGCAGGAGUUCGGGAAGCCUGACCUAACUCCUGAGUCUCUGGGGGGGCCUCUGAUCCCAGGGGUGGAAAAGCCCCCAACUGACUUAACCCCAAAGAUUCUGCCUGCCGGGCCAGUCGCAGAGGCGGCGCUGCCGAAGCUGCCGGUGGUGGACAGAUCUCUGAAACCCGGAGCUUUGGGGAGCCCAGAAACCACUGGCCUUCCUGUCCCCGCAGACAUGACCAUCGAGGGCCUUCGCCAUGUCGUCAUCCCCAAGGAGCUGUGCUCUAAAUUCCUCCAGGUAGCCGAUGCCAACACAGCCAGGGGCGUGGAGACGUGUGGCAUCCUCUGCGGGAAGCUGCUGCGGAACGCGUUCACGAUCACGCACGUCAUCGUCCCCAAGCAACACGGAGGCCCCGAUUACUGCAACACGGAGAACGAGGAGGAACUGUUCCUGAUUCAGGACCAGGCCGACCUCAUCACGCUGGGCUGGAUCCACACUCACCCAACACAAACAGCUUUCCUUUCCAGCGUGGACCUGCACACGCACUGCUCCUACCAGAUGAUGCUAGCCGAGUCCAUAGCCAUCGUGUGCUCGCCAAAAUACCAGGAGACGGGAUUCUUCAAGCUGACGGACCAUGGCCUGGAGACGAUCUCUUCCUGCCGGCAGAAGGGCUUUCAUCCGCACAGCAAAGAUCCACCCCUCUUCACCAGCUGCACUCAUGUGUCGAUAGCUGAGAGAGACGUGGCGCUGAUGGAUCUUCGAUAAUCCCACUGCCUUAACCCACCUCUUUGCCAGGGAAGAUCGAACUUGUAGGCCGAGGGAAGCUUUUCCUCCGUAGCAAACGAUUUCCACCGGCCAAAGUGAUUUUCAGUAGUGGCGGUGAGGGUGGUCAUCUCCUCUCGGACGCACGAGGUCUCUGCCACCCCUCUGGUGUCGGGGGAUGGUGAGAUUCAGGGGGAGGGAGGAUUAAUUUGGAUUGAAAGGAAAAGAAAAGAAAAAGCCAACACUACAAGGAUUAUCUGCUCCAAUAAUCAGUCCCUCUGCGACCCUUCCAGUGAGGUUCAUGACGACAGCUGUGGCCCUGAGGCUUGGCCAGGGGAUGGGGGUGACUGGAGAGCCCUGGAAAGGAAGCUCGUGCCAAACUCGGAUCCCCAAAAACUUCCCCCCUUCUCUGUGCCCUCCACAGCUGAUAAGUGCCCCAUGGAUUGCAGUGGGCUGUAGAUCAGCACGUUUGUUAAGCCGCAGGGGGCCUCAGGCUCGCACUGAGCUCCCUUUACAGUUGCGUCCUCACCGCACUGGGCCUCCCGUGUGCCGAGAGCAUCAUGAAAUGGGACCUCAGGAUGGGUCCCUCAAAAUGGGACCUCCCCUGUGGUGCAGCCACUCCAGGUUAGCACGGGAGUGAGGAGCAGCCCCACAGCAGGCCGUGCGCUCGAGAGGAAACUGGUUUCAGUUGCGCAGUUGCCAUAAACAGUGGGUUAAAUCUUCCAAGGGACAAAAUGUAAUGGGUGUGGGGAGAAAUGCGACCCUUUGUUUUCCUACGGUUCCGAAUGGGCACUAAGGCUGGGCUUUGUUCUGCUUCGGUAAUCGCUCAAUGUGGACGUAAGAGGGUCAUUUCUUAUGGAGGACUCGAGCAGUAGGAAAGUCCCCUAGCUCAGCUGUGCUGCCCAGGUGAGGCCGCUUCUGGUGGGUUGACACCCAGCUGGAGAGAUGGAACGGCCCUGUCCUGCUUCUAGCCUGGGAGUCCCUCGGUAGAUUAAUUCCUGCGGUAGGAGUACCGGAACUGGUACUGAGCGUAACCAAUCUAGAGAGACUCCACGUGGGGCUUCUUAGCUGGGGGACGGCUGCAUCCCCUUUCUAGGUCCGUUUCCCAGUCUGUAGACCGGGAAUGAUGAAAUGGACCGUAUCUCUGUCAACCGCUUUGAGAACUAGCGACGAAAAGCGUCCUGCAAGGAUUGUGCUUCAGGAGCGGCAGGCCUGUUCCCAGGCAUGUGGGGCAGGGUACCCCGGAGACCGCACUGGGCAAGAAAACACUUAGAACCUUGCCAGGCCCGGGUCCUCAUUCCGUCCUUCAAACACCCCUGGAGAUGGGCCAAGUUGGGAUCCAAAUGCCUCCCUGUUAGGAUUCAAGUGAUGCCUCAAAGAAUCUUCUCUCCAUCUCCAUAACUUCUCAUUGCUGCUGCCUGACUUCUCCCUAGAAAGUCAUAGCAAGUUUAACUCGGGUCAAAGUUCACAUCCCCAUGAAGUCCGGAGAUGACCUGUUGUGUAGCAUCCCUGAAUGCCAGCCACAAGUGUGACACUUUGUUCCUGUCAGAUGCCAAACUGUGACUCUUCUUUCCCCCGUUGGUUCUGUCCCAGUGUCUGUUAGUCUCGAGAGAAGAAAUGGAGAUAACCAAGUAUUAGGCCCUGUUCCCGCUUUCUAAUACUCUUCGUGCAGUCUAACUCUCUGAUGUGUUAGAUUAGCAAUCAGCAUUAAGUGCUAACAAGCUGGAUUUUCUGCCUUGGAGUGAAAGACUUUAGGCUUUCAUUCUGGAGUAGUUGACGGUAGUAUGCGAGACAUUAACCUCUUAUGUUUGGGAUCUCGUUCCUUUAUCGACGCGUUUGGCUUUUCAUCUGGAAUCUAAUAUGUGCCCUUACUGACAUGUUUUGCUGUAUGAUAAUUGGCAAAAAAAAUUCUUUGGUGUACAGUUUAAUACAGAUUGGAAAUAUUAUUGUG